AAGCGCAAGUGCUAACCAUUUUUAAGACUUGUUUCAAGACUUUCUUUAUCAGCAAAUCAGCAAACCGGUCCAAUUACCUAAAUCAACAGGUACGUACCACAACGCCUAGACCCUCUUGAUUUCCCUUCAAACCUUCAAACAGGGUCCCUUUCUUGUCAUCAUCAGCCUCAUGCUUUACUUAUUACCCCUUCAAAUGUAACCCCUUCUUUUUUCUUUUUCUUUUUCUUUUCCCAUCAAAAAAUAAUAAAGAUUGUUACCAAACAUAUCCGUUACCUACUCCACAUUCCCUCGUUGCCUUCCAUCCCUAGAACCCAAAAUCUGACCGUAUACAUCCUUUGGUAUCGAUUGUAAAGCGACUUUGCGGCUGGUUAUCGUGACACCUUUCCUUUCUCGGAGAUCCCUUUAUCAGGAGACAACUCGAACUUCAUCAUGGCUAGCAAGCAAGCGAGCAAGCGCUUGGCUCGUGAAUACAAAAGCAUAUCAGAGAACCCUCCUCCGUACAUUAGUGCCCAUCCGUCAGAGUCUAAUAUCCUAGAAUGGCACUAUAUCAUAACCGGUCCCGAGGAUACUCCUUAUCAUAAUGGCCAGUAUUGGGGCACCCUAAUCUUCCCGCCUAACUAUCCCUUCGCGCCGCCGGCUAUUCGAAUGCACACGCCCUCGGGCCGCUUCCAACCAUCUACAAGACUAUGCCUCUCCAUCUCUGAUUUCCACCCGCGAUCCUUCAAUCCGGCGUGGGAAGUCUCGACGAUCCUCAUCGGACUGUUGUCGUUUAUGACGUCGGAAGAGAUGACAACCGGUUCGGUGUCGGCUACGGCGCACGAACGACGAAUCUUCGCGGCUAGGUCGAGGUGGUGGAACUCGACGGGAGGUGGCUCGCACGCGAGAAACCCGGCGCAGAAAGGAAACGUGAAGGCUGGGGACGGCGGCGCGAAAUUCAGAGCGGAGUGGCCCGAACUAGACAAGGAGAAUUGGCGGUGGAUGACGGAGAACAACAUCGACACGGCCACGGGAGCUAGGAACGGUAGUGCAUCGUGCGGACCGCAGUUGGGUAUCCCUGGCGGUAGUGGCGGCCAGGCCCAAGCUGUCGUCGACGCCGUCGUACAGAGGCGGGAUGCCGGUACGAGUUGGCUCGGACGGAACAAGCUGCUAGUAUUUGGAGGCGUCAUAUUCGUCUAUGUGUUGAUAGCCCGCAUCCUCGGAGAAGGGGAGGGCACUGUUUAAUCUAAGAAUAAUACUGGAAGGUGCCUCUUCGGAAUUGAGCUGAGUAUAAACACCCGGGGUGAGAGGAGGUCGGCCCUCAUAAUAUCUCAUAUGCUCAUGUGUAUCAUAGAUAGGUACCUAACAGCAAUAUCGUUUAGCUAGUUAUUGCGAUGAAUUGAUAUAAAUCGAUCAA
Messenger RNA from Daldinia caldariorum, 1393 nucleotides. Its product is annotated as ubiquitin-conjugating enzyme. Bases 430 to 1221 code for a protein of 263 amino acids. The transcript has 3 exons. The record is from RefSeq and is a predicted model, not a curated record. Lineage: Eukaryota; Fungi; Ascomycota; Sordariomycetes; Xylariales; Hypoxylaceae.